This is a messenger RNA of Erigeron canadensis, 2522 nucleotides long. RefSeq names its product subtilisin-like protease SBT1.7. Gene Ontology annotation, molecular function: serine-type endopeptidase activity. Gene Ontology annotation, biological process: proteolysis. NCBI's taxonomy places the organism in Eukaryota, Viridiplantae, Streptophyta, Magnoliopsida, Asterales, Asteraceae. The transcript has a single exon. The record is from RefSeq and is a predicted model, not a curated record. Bases 65 to 2359 code for a protein of 764 amino acids.
UCGACUACUUAACUUAUAUGUUCUCAAGCAACAGCUGUAAAAACAGGCAACAAGUUUGAGUAGGAUGAUCUCCAGGAAGGUAGUCCUGGUGACGAUAAUGGUGGCCGUUUGUUACAGUUAUGUCGCGGCAGACCAGAAACACCAAAAGAAGACGUACAUAAUUCAUAUGGACAAAUCUGUCAUGCCAUCGACGUUUUCUGACCAUGUUGAGUGGUAUGAAACGUCCAUGAGAUCGGUUUCCAUGUCUACGGAAAUGUUGUAUUCAUACAACAAGGUGAUCCACGGAUUUUCCACGAGGCUUACUGUUGAGGAGGCAAAGCUACUUGAACAACAACACGGGAUUGUGUCUGUCCAAGAAGAGACAGUAUACAAACUUCAUACGACACAUUCACCUGAGUUUCUUGGACUAGAUAACAGUAAAGUGAUGUUUUCAGGGUCCCAGUCAAGUAGUGAUGUGAUAGUUGGAGUGGUGGACACGGGCGUGUGGCCUGGAAGUAAGAGCCUAGAUGACACAGGUUUUGGCCCGGUUCCCAGUUCGUGGAGAGGAGAGUGCGAGACUGGUACGGGCUUCAGCAAAUCAAGCUGUAAUAACAAGUUAAUAGGUGCACGGUAUUUCUCAAGAGCAUAUGAAGCAACUUACGGGGCAAUUGAUGAAAAUGUUGAAUCCAAGUCUCCUAUGGAUGAUGAUGGACAUGGAACACAUACUUCAACUACAGCAGCCGGUUCAGCAGUGACCGGCGCUAGUCUCUUUGGUUUUGCAAGAGGGACGGCACGUGGAAUGGCUCCUUGUGCUAGGCUGGCAGUUUAUAAAGCGUGCUGGCUAGGUGGAUGUUUUGGUAGUGACAUUCUAGCUGCUAUGGAGAAGGCUAUCACAGAUGGUGUCCAUGUGUUAUCACUGUCGAUAGGAGGCUCACUAUCUGAUUACACAACUGAUGUGGUUGCUUACGGGGCAUUCAAAGCAGUAUCACAUGGAAUAUUCGUAUCCUGCUCUGCUGGAAAUAGUGGUCCCGCACCUCUAAGCUUAUCAAACGUCGCCCCAUGGAUAGCUACAGUAGGAGCAGGAACUUUAGACCGCGAUUUUCCAGCAUAUGUUGUUCUCGGGAAUGGAAAGAAAUUCUCGGGUGUAUCACUUUACAGUGGGAAACCGUUAUCGGGCUCCAUGAUUCCACUAGUUUUUGCGGGAAAUGUCAGUAACAUGACAAAUAGUAACCUAUGCAUACCGGGCUCGUUGCCACAGGGUCGAGUUACUGGCAAGAUUGUGAUGUGUGAACGUGGGUCGAUUUCAAGGGUGCAAAAGGGGAUGGUUGUUAAGGCAGCUGGUGGUGCAGGAAUGAUCCUAGCUAACACUGAUAUAUUUGGGGAGGAGCUUGUGGCUGAUAGCCAUCUCUUGCCAAGCACAACCAUAGGUCAAAAAGCUCGUGAUGCCAUAAAGAGUUACAUAGUCUCGGAUCAUAAUCCAACGGCUACGAUCAUACCUGGAGGAACUCUAUUAGGCAUCAAACCGUCACCUGUAGUAGCAGCGUUUAGUUCUAGAGGCCCGAAUCCAAUUACACCAGAAAUACUCAAACCAGAUUUCAUAGCACCAGGGGUGAAUAUUCUAGCAGGUUGGACAAGUAAAGUAGGUCCAACUGGAUUAACUGAAGACCCUCGGCAUGUGGAAUUUAACAUAGUGUCGGGAACGUCGAUGUCAUGUCCACAUGUAAGCGGGCUAUCUGCGCUACUCAAGGAAGCUCAUCCUGAAUGGAGCCCAGCAGCUAUAAGAUCAGCACUUAUGACGACAGCUUAUACCACAUACAGAAAUGGUGAAGGACUGCAAGAUGUUGCAACCGGAGGGCUAUCAACCCCAUUUGAUCACGGUUCAGGACACGUUGAUCCUGUUUCGGCCCUUGAUCCUGGCCUUGUCUAUGAUGCAUCUGUUGAUGACUACCUGAGCUUCCUUUGUGCCUUAAAUUAUACUUCUGCUUCCAUUAAGAUGUUUGCAGGUGGAAAUUUCACGUGUGUGGUGGGAAAGAAAUACAGGGUGGAAGAUCUGAAUUACCCAUCUUUUGCAGUUCCUUUGAUGACGGCUUCAGGGGAAGGUGGAGGAAGCAGUGCACCAACUGUUGUAAAGUACACGCGAAUUCUGACUAAUGUCGGCCCUCCAGCAGCAUACAAGGUGUCGAUAUCGUCAAAGACGCGGGCUGUGAAGAUUAGAGUGGAGCCAGCAGAGUUAACUUUCACCGAGAAAAAUGAGAAAAAGAAGUAUACUGUGACAUUCACUGCUAGUUCCAUGCCAUCAGGGACUACCAGCUUUGGGAAUCUAGCAUGGUCUGGUGGAAAAUAUGUUGUAAGGAGCCCAGUAGCUUUUAUCUGGGUAUGAUUACAGUAUUCAAUAUGGUAAAAUAUUGCUCUAAAUCAACCUAUGUAAAUUCUUUACUAUGUAACUUUUUCUUACUUGAUAUACAAGUGAAAGAGAGUAAGUAUAAUAAAUUAACUAUAUGGCUUUGAAGAAAUCGUUGAUGAAACAAAAGUUUUUUACUAUA